Messenger RNA from Nannizzia gypsea CBS 118893, 1809 nucleotides. RefSeq names its product ceramide glucosyltransferase. The record is from RefSeq and is a predicted model, not a curated record. Gene Ontology annotation, biological process: glucosylceramide biosynthetic process. Gene Ontology annotation, molecular function: ceramide glucosyltransferase activity. NCBI's taxonomy places the organism in Eukaryota, Fungi, Ascomycota, Eurotiomycetes, Onygenales, Arthrodermataceae. Gene Ontology annotation, cellular component: membrane. The transcript is spliced from 2 exons. Bases 1 to 1809 code for a protein of 602 amino acids.
AUGGUGGCCGAAAGCGCGCUGGCCAACUCGGUCACCACCUGCAGUCAACAUGGCCAGAGUCUCUGGCUGGUUGCCGCUGGCUUGUUGGCCAUCGGCUGGUAUGUCUUUGUUGUUACCGUCAGCACAAUAGGGACUAUACAAGUAUUCAGAAGAUACUCCAAACCUCUUCCUAAAGCUACGAGAGCUCCUUCAGAUCCUAAUCUUCCUCAUGUCACCAUCAUCAGACCUAUCAAGGGCCUCGAACCCUACCUCUACGAAAACCUCUCCUCCAGCUUCCUACAGGACUACCCCAAGGACAAGCUCAGCAUCUCCCUCUGCCUCUCAUCAAGGGAUGAUCCCGCCUACCCAGUAAUAGAAAAGGUCCUCGCACGUUUCCCAGACAUAGAUGCGCGUCUCUAUCUCGAACCAAAGUAUGAAGACUAUGAGCUAGGGCCGAACCCGAAGAUCCGCAACAUGAGCCAAGCCUACCGUGAAGUAAAGGGCGACGUCGUCUGGGUAAUAGAUUGCAACGUCUGGCUAGGAAAAGGUGUUUGCGGAAGGAUGGCAGAGCGUUUGUGUGGACUAGACUCCAAGGGCCAGAAGUACAAGUUUGUGCACCACCUGCCAGUCGUUGUCGACGUUGAUAGCGAAGAGGCCGCAAAGGACUUUGAGAAAAAUGCCAUAUUCCCUCCCACGAAAGCCAUGAACGGCAACGGCAACGGCAACGGCACACUGAAAUCAGCUCCUGGAGGUAUGAUGGCUACAAAAUCUGCUCCAGCUUCACCUAUCGAAUCUAUUUGUUCAAUUGGUGGUGGUCGGCUAGAGGAAAUAUUUCUCGCCUCCUCCCACGCGAAAAUGUACUGCGCCAUCAACACAAUUCUCGUUGCUCCCUGCGUCGUUGGAAAGUCAACCAUGUUCAGACGCUCGCACCUCGAGCAGGUAACCAGGAACCAUGUCAUACCUUCUCGACCAUAUCCCCGGAAACCAGGCCUUGACUCCCUCUCUGAUAACAUCUGCGAAGACCAUCUCCUUGGAGAACGCAUGUGGAACGGCAAACUCGAGGAAGAAGAGGAAGGCCAGUCAUCAGAAUGGGGUAAACAUGACCUUGUCUUCGGAGAUCUCGCAAUCCAACCAGUCACAAAGAUGCGCACUUGCUCCUACAUCGACCGCCGAGUUCGCUGGAUCCGUGUUCGGAAAUUCAUCGUUAUUCUAGCUACGAUUGUCGAGCCAGGCAUUGAGUGUUUCGUUUGCUCCGCGUACCUCGCUUUCGGAAUUACCACAGGCAUCCCUCCCCUCCUAUCCGGCAGCCAGUACUGCUCAACUUACCUUUCGACAUGGUCAGCCUUUGGAUUAGUCUGGGGUCUAAGCGCAUUUGUCUGGAUGAUGAUCGACUUCUUCCUAUACCGAACCCUUCUUUCCUUCGUCACUAUCGAAGUAGAUGAAAAUACACCACGCUUCGCCCGCCCUCCAGCUCCGGGCUCGCUUGCUAGACGGCCAUUCUUAGAAUGGUUCCUUGCCUGGCUCGGUCGAGAGACCCUUGCUCUGCCUAUAUGGGUAUGGAGUGUCUUUGGGGGUGCUACCAUCGUCUGGAGGGACCGUGAGUUCAGAGUCGGCAUGGACAAUGUUGCCCACGCUGUUGGUCCAGUCUCCAAGCAACGGUCAUGCAAUGGUUCGCUUAACGGCAACCCCAACGGCCAAUCCCAACGUUCUUACGGCUCAGAUGACAGCUGCGAGGUUCGACGGAGGACGCCAAUAGAGAACCUCACUAAAAUGGGUAUGAAAACUACCGCUGCCGCUAUGGACCUCGACGAAACAUCCCGCUUGAUUUAA